This is a messenger RNA of Nematocida homosporus, 666 nucleotides long. RefSeq lists its product as uncharacterized. The transcript has a single exon. Bases 1 to 666 code for a protein of 221 amino acids. Lineage: Eukaryota; Fungi; Microsporidia. The record is from RefSeq and is a predicted model, not a curated record.
AUGAAAAGGACCUUUCUGAUCAGUGGAUUAGUGAUUGCUAUCCGGGCCUUAUCAAAUACAAAAGAGCCUGCUUUAAAAUCAGUGCCACUUUCCAAAGGAUUUCAUAAUGGAACCUCUGGUUAUUUAUACAAUGUCGGCGCCCAAGCUUAUCUAGUCACCAGCGCCAACCCUAAAGAUCAAUUUAUGUGGAUAAAGGGCGUGAAAGACGUCGCCAAGGCUACCCCACUGACAAUAGAAAGGGAUGUAUUUCGCGGGCUGACCUAUAAUAUUAUUAGACUUAGCGAGGUAAGAACUGCCCUUGGUGCACCACCUAAGCAGCUGAGCAUCAGAAUGACACACUCUCCCUUCUUUGGGCAUCAAGUUCUCGGCCGAGUAGGAGAGGACACAAACAGGUAUGUGGGACUGUUAACAGACCCAAGUAAUCCAGUCACAUGGGUUGUGUUCUCCCCGCCGGUUCACAAGACAACCAACGCAUUUAAGAUCUACUUAGGCAACAUGUGCUUGGCGUUACAAAACAAUGCAUAUCUGAGAGUAGAAAAGUGCGUGCUUGCCCCCGAUAGCAAACGAAAUAAUCAGCUGUUUAUCUGGUAUCCCCAGGAAGAGCACAAUACCUCCACAAACGCAACAUCCAACAAUGGGUCCAAUGGGUCGGCAAUUGGAAGUUAA